UUUGACAGAGGAGCGAGCAAAUGAAAUAUAUAUUUUUUUGAGGACGAUAAGCGACGUCACGGCGCGUUCGACUCCUCAAAUUCUGCGUUUAAUUCCUAUUGAGAAGAUUCAUCUUCAAGAACGUUAGUCGGUGCCAUAUCUUCCUGCUUGUGACGCACCCGCCAGCAAGCCUCACGAUGCUGCGAGAGAGCUCCAAGGCGUGGAGCAAUGGCUCUGAGGCCUACAGCAGUGACCCGGAGGAGGAUGAGGAGGAGGAGGAGGAGGAAGAGGACAUGGUAUUCGGGGAGAACGACCAGGACGGCAUCGCCGAGGAGAUGAUGGACCUCAGCGACCUGCCCGCCGCGCUCUUCGCGUGUGGCGUCCAUGAGGCGGUGUUCGAAGAUGACGCGGACAGGGAGAGAUUUGAGGCGGCCUUUCGGAUCUACGACGAGCAGGCGACCUUCCAGUUGUUCAAAAGCUUCCGGAGAGUCCGAAUCAACUUCAGCACCCCUGAGGCAGCCGCCCGUGCUCGCAUCGAGCUGCACGAGUCUGAGUUCAACGGCCGCAAGCUCAAACUCUACUUUGCCCAGGUCCAAAAUGGCGACGAGGACAUCGACAAGUCCUACCUGGCGCCCCCGCAGCCUGUCAAACAGUUCCUGAUCUCGCCGCCCGCCUCGCCGCCCGUAGGAUGGAGUCAGAGCGAGGACGCCACGCCGGUCAUCAACUACGACCUGCUGUGCGCGGUCGCCAAGCUGGGACCCGGCGAGAAGUACGAGCUGCACGCUGGCACGGAGUCCACCCCGAGCGUGGUGGUGCACGUGUGCGAGAGCGAGACGGAGGACGACGAGGCGGCGCGGCCCAAGCAGGAAAUCGUGCAGACCAGACGUCCCGAUGGACCCCCGAAGGUUUUCAACUAGACCCCGCCACAGCCUCUACAGGCCGCUUGUUGACCUGCAACACAACCCGCCCUCUCUCUCUCUCUCUCCGUCUCUCUCUUCAUCUCUCUCUCUCUCUCUCUCUCCCUCCCUCUCUCUCUCUCUCUCUCUCUCUGCACUCAUGGAGAGCGCUGCCGCUGUCAUUCCAGCUCAAAAACAGACAAACAUUGCUCCAGUUUUUGUGGGUCAGCGGAUGAGGCGGCUCAGAAGAAAUGCAUGAGGACACACACACACACACACACACACACGUUCAGCACAUUCUUGCAGCGGGGCACUCUUGAGGCCACCACGGCCUGUCGAAGCUCAGCAGCCGAGGACACACACUCACACACCCGUCACACACAUCGCUAGUCCAGUUAGCGCGUUACCUCCCCCGCACACCUCAUUGUUUCAUUUAGCAAUGACUGGUGUUCUUAGGGGUGAUUUGCACAUUUUUUUCGGUCCCUUUUUUCAAUCAUGUUCAUAUCAGCUUGCAUCGGGAUGCAUGUAUAUACUCUACGACGUGAAACAAUACUAAUAAAAUGAAUAUGUAACGUCACACACACUGCACGUAACGCCAUAUGUGACUAACAAAAGAAGUUGUGGUGGCUGAAUAUUUUUCCCUUUUUUUUUAAAAUUUAUUUAACCACUAGAUGUGUGUUCUUAUUGUGUACUUGAUACAUUUUUUGCAUGCUUAAGAUGCAGGAGUUUUGUUUUUUGUUUGCAUGCUGCGUCUUUGUUCAUUUUCCUCUCCUUCAUUUGAAAUGUUCGUACUCCUUCCGUGUUGUUGUCAUUUUCUAGCGUUCUUUCGGACCGCAGCUCCUUUUUGCAACGGGGGAGCGUCCGCCCGCUUUUUCCGGCUUGUACAUAGCGCUUCGUCUUUGUAGAUGUUUUUUUCUAGUCCAAGAGGGAAAGAUGCCUGAUGAGAUGUCAACCAAAGCAUUCUCACGUAUUUCCUUCAGUGAGAGCGAAUGACAGCAAAUUUGCGCUGUUAUUGAAUGCAUUUUCACUCACACAACUUUAGCAUUAGCUUUAGCAUCCAUCUUUGCCCGUUUUGUUUCAAGGAAUACCUUCCUGCUUUGUCUCCUUAUGUCCACUACAGUAUGCGUGUUGGCCAAUUCUAAUAAGAUGUAAAGAAAUGAAUAACCGGUGAGAUUAAUCAUUUCAGUAGACGGACUCAAGAAAGCAGGAGCAUGCAGGAAAGCACACCGGCUGAGACGAUGAAGCGGGGUAACACACAGAGAUAAUCAGGCCAAUUAUGGUCAGCAAAGGCUUAAAACUGAAAGUCUGCAGUUAAAGCACAUCGUGAUCGUUUCAUUUAAAAUUCGAUGAGAAUUGUGUCCAUGUCCUAUUAUUUAUCGUCCUGUCCGUACGUGUGAAUGUGAUCUGGAAUGGGCGCCAACCUGUAUGUACCCUGCGAUUGGCUGGCAACCAAACCACUUCUCUCGCCCAAAGUCAGCUGGGAUAGGCGCCAGCUCACACACAUGACCCUAAUGAACACAAGAAAUAUAAAAAAGAGAAGGAUGGAUUAUUAAUCUCACUUUACCAUUCUUUAUUCAUUUGUUUACGUCUUAUCACAUUAGCAUAAGUGUGUGUGUGUGGGGGAGGGGGGGGGGCGACAAUGUAAACAUGUGUACAUCAGUCCCAAAAAGUUAAGGAUAUUGGGCUUUCGCAUGGAAUUUCAGACCAUGAAAGACACUGUAACCUUUACAGGUGAACUUAUUUUGACCUAUUAACUAUCGGAUGCACAUGUCCAACUGUUCAAUGUUUCAGUACGUUUUGCACAACUUCCUGUUAUCUCACAAGGUGCUGAACGGCAAAAUGAACAACAGGUGUUUGAACUAUGACUCCAGUAAUACAUUUCCAGUGACGUCCACGUCUAUGCCUCUCUGUGACUCCUCCAGUCUGUCUUUGUGGCAAAACAGGUGUUGAAAUACAAUUGUGCCUUGAGAAAACACGUGACCUGACUUGAUCUUUUUCCAUUAACUUUGACGAGCGCUGUAUUGUGGCAGUGAACUCGUCCAAACUCAGCAGUUUGACAAAUAUUGAACAAUUCAUCAAAAAGAGGCUUCAGUCUGCUUAAAGUCACGCCCGGGAAGUUUGGCUUUGCCUUACGAUAAAGUCUGCUUAGCUUAAUGCGAACAAACAAUGCAAAACACCAUUGUCAUGAUUUUAAAAGGAACAAAUAUUUGAAUACAAACGGUGGAGCAACACAUAUUAAAACAAUACUCACAGGCAUAUAUUCUUUAUCCUCACAGAACUAGACUAAUAUUAAAGCAUCUUACUGAGUCACUUAGAGUAGUAGUAGUAGGAGUCUUCAUUUGAGUGUGCAUGACUGUACAGUAUUAUACUGCCUCCCGGGGGCCAAAGCAGGCACAGAAGGAGCAGCACAACGAAUUGGAUUGCAGCAUUAAAUCAUGAUUCAUAAAUUAUUCAUUUCUUUACAUUAUUUUUAUGUUAUUACUGUGUUUUUAAUAAAGUACACUGUUAUAGAGUGCUAUUCUUCCAUAUUAAAAAAUAAAAAUAAAUGUUUUCAUUCUGAAAUUUCACCUGAAAGCCCAAUAUUCCUGAAUUUAUGCAAGUAGUGUACAAUGGAACAAACGUUUAUUGUUCUGCAUUAUGAGCAUUUAUGGGUUCAGUGUUUUAAUAGGAGUUGCUCUGAGGGUUUGAUUUGUUUUUAGAUUUGGAUGCCGGGUACGCUGGCGUGGCCGUUUUUGGUCCACGGGCUGCAGGUUGCCCACCCCUGUGAGAAAUUGGCCCAUUAUCACAUUUUUAGAUGUUAAGAUUGCGAUUUUCAGUUAAGAAAAAGAUGCAUGUGAGCACUUUAACUCUGUGUUUGCGAUUGUCUCCUUUGCACCAGUUAGGAAGCACAUUUGUUUGUCUUUGUUCGUCCAACACCUUAACUGGCCUUCACGAGCGUGUGACACUCGUUUUUGUUUUGUUUUCUCUGUGUCACAACAUCACCGCUGUCGCUUUUUUGUGUUGGCCCUCAGCAAAACAAAACCAUCUCCUAAACCUUCUUAUUCAAGAUGUCAUUGUGUGACGUACAAACAGGAAGCAGCUUGGAGGGACCCUACUUAAAGGGCCAGCAACGUGAUGACUUUUUUUGUACUAUCUGUGCUCACAGACGUGCGUGUACGUGUAUAUUUUUGUACAUAUGCCAAAUGUUUAUGUUGCUGAGGCGUCGUCCUAGGAGUUUGUGUGUGUGCGUGCGUGGGUGCGCGCUUUGUCACGUCUUCUCUCGGGCGAUGUUGAUGAUGGAAAAAGUACAACGAUCAUUUAAAAAAACAAAAAAAGGUCAAUGAUGUUUGUCACUAUUGUUUGUUUGUUUGUUCAUUAUUUUAUUUUUUGUUGAAUAUUUCAGUUGAAAUGUGACUAAUGUGUCUUCUAUGGUAGGAAAAUCCAGAAAACAAAGUAGCAAAAUGAGCAAUAAUUUACAGAUGUAAUAAAACCGGUAUGUGUA
This is a messenger RNA of Phycodurus eques (leafy seadragon), 4356 nucleotides long. RefSeq names its product regulator of calcineurin 3 (gene rcan3). Gene Ontology annotation, molecular function: calcium-dependent protein serine/threonine phosphatase regulator activity; nucleic acid binding. The coding region runs from base 177 to 896 and encodes 239 amino acids. NCBI's taxonomy places the organism in Eukaryota, Metazoa, Chordata, Actinopteri, Syngnathiformes, Syngnathidae. The record is from RefSeq and is a predicted model, not a curated record. Gene Ontology annotation, cellular component: nucleus; cytoplasm. The transcript is spliced from 5 exons. Gene Ontology annotation, biological process: calcium-mediated signaling.